UUUCGCCCUGCUGAGCUCGGUUCCUCACUAGGCCAGUCACAGGCUGAGGUGGCAGCUCGCUGAGGGCGGUCUCUCUCUUUCCCUCUCUCUCUCUGCCCUCCCUCCGCGCCCCAGCCCAGCUUGGCAGCGCCCGGGUGGGUGUGAGUGAGGAGGCGACUGUUGUCGUCGUCGUCGCCGCCGCCAACAGGAGCUGGGAAGCGGCGCUACCUCGCCUCAGUCCCGAGCGUGUCAAGAGCAUGAAAGCCGGAUGUGAGGCAGCGGAGCCAGCGAGGCAGGCGCCGGGUCAGUAGCCUCGCCUGGUCGCUUGGAGGAAGGGAAGGGAACGCGCCCAGCACCCUCCCGCCUCAACCGCAGCAGCAGCAGCAGCGGGGCUUCCGCGGGUUCGAGCCCAGCGCCGGGCAGAGGCCGCCGAAGAGCUGCUGAGGGGGCGGUGGUGGUGGUAGUGAUAGAGGUAGUGGCGGCGGCGGCGGCGGCGGUGGCCACGGCUGCCCCAUGUCCCGUAAGGCCAAUGUGGAAUAUACCCUGCGGAGCCUGAGCAACCUCAUGGGGGAAAAGCGCCGCCGGCAGCCGCCGCCGCCGCCGCCGGAGAGCUCGUCGAGCCUUGGGGAGCGGAGCCUCAUUGCCGCCGGCGAGUCCUGCUCCAGCCUCAACAGCCAAACGUCGGGCGGCGGCGGUGGUUGCGCGGAGCUGGAGCGAGCGGCCAGGCGUCAAUUCCAGCAGGACGAGACGCCCAGCUUCGUCUAUGUGGUUUCGGUCUUCUCCGCCCUGGGCGGCUUCCUCUUCGGCUACGACACGGGCGUGAUCUCCGGGGCCCUCCUCUUGCUGAAGAAGGAGCUUAACCUGGACGCUUUCUGGCAGGAGCUGCUGGUCUCCAGCACGGUGGGCGCCGCCGCCCUCUCCGCCUUGGCCGGCGGGGCGCUGAACGGCUGGUGGGGCCGCCGCGCCUGCAUCCUCCUGGCCAGCUUCGUCUUCACCGUCGGAGCUGCCUUGCUGGCGGCCGCGCAGAACAAGGAGACGCUGCUGGGAGGACGCGUCGUGGUGGGGCUCGGCAUCGGUAUUGCUUCUAUGACGGUACCAGUAUACAUUGCAGAAGUUGCUCCACCCCAUCUAAGAGGCAGAUUAGUUACUAUAAAUACACUGUUCAUCACAGGAGGGCAGUUUUUUGCAAGUGUUAUAGAUGGAGUCUUCAGCUAUCUUCCAAAGGAUGGAUGGAGGUAUAUGCUGGGCCUCUCAGCAGCUCCAGCGGUAAUACAGUUUUUUGGCUUCCUCUUUCUUCCUGAAAGUCCCCGCUGGCUUAUUCAGAAAGGGCAGACUCAGAAGGCACGAAGAAUUCUGUCUCGGAUGCGAGGAAAUCAAGCAAUAGAUGAAGAGUAUGAUAGCAUUAAGAAUAAUAUAGAAGAAGAAGAAAAAGAGGUUGGCGCAGGUGGACCUGUGAUCUACAGAAUGUUGACCUAUCCUCCAACUCGAAGAGAAUUGAUUGUGGGCUGCAGUCUACAGAUGUUCCAACAGCUGGCAGGUAUUAACACAGUCAUGUACUAUAGUGCUACCAUUAUGCAGAUGUCAGGUGUUCAAGAUGACCGACUUGCAAUUUGGCUUGCUGCAGUGACAGCAUUCACUAAUUUCCUUUUCACUCUUGUUGGAGUCUGGCUUGUUGAGAAAGUGGGACGCCGGAAACUCACACUUGGAAGUUUAGCAGGCACCACAAUUGCACUUGUUGUUCUAGCAUUGGGAUUUUUGCUGUCGGCUCAGAUUUCCCCACAAGUCACUCUUAAACCUGAAGGGCCUUCAAGUCAAAACACUACUUGCACAAAUUAUGGUUUCUGUAAUGGAUGCAUGUUGGAUCCAGUUUGUGGCUUUUGCUACAGACUGAACAAGUCAAGUGUUGUGGAGUCCUCCUGUGUUCCUAUUAGUCAGAAGUCUACAAUGGAAGCAGCUUGGGGCAGGUGCUCAAAUGACACUGUACUCAAAACCCAAGACAUAUUUUGGGCAUACAACUAUUGUCCUACACCAUACUCUUGGACAGCACUCCUGGGACUUAUUUUAUAUCUGGUUUUCUUUGCACCAGGAAUGGGACCAAUGCCUUGGACAGUAAAUUCUGAAAUAUAUCCACUUUGGGCAAGAAGUACAGGAAAUGCAUGUUCUUCUGGUGUAAACUGGAUUUUCAAUGUUCUUGUGUCAUUAACAUUUCUCCAUACAGCUGAAUAUCUGACAUAUUAUGGAGCAUUCUUCCUGUAUGCAGGAUUUGCUUUUGUGGGACUCAUUUUCCUCUACGGCUGCCUUCCUGAGACGAAAGGGAAAAAACUAGAGGAAAUUGAAUGCUUGUUUGACAAUUCACUGUGUACAUGUGGCAUUACAGAUUCUGAUGAUGGGAGGUACAUUGAAUAUAUCCGGGUGAAGGGAAGUAAUUAUCAUCUUUCUGACAAUGAUGCUUCUGAUGUGGAAUGAUUUUCAGCUGCUGAUCUGUUAACUCAUUUAAAAGCCUUGUGGGGAGGAUGAAGGAGCUGGUUUUGGUGACCUCAUUGCCCUGCUUCUGCUCUGGUUCUCCUUUUCACUGUCUCUACAGAAACACUUUUCUGUCCUAAACCAUGUCAUUUGAAAAGAAUAAAAUUAAAUAUAACUUUGUUCUUUU
Molecule: messenger RNA, 2629 nt
Organism: Pogona vitticeps (central bearded dragon)
Lineage: Eukaryota; Metazoa; Chordata; Lepidosauria; Squamata; Agamidae
Gene: SLC2A13
Product: solute carrier family 2 member 13
Biological process (GO): transmembrane transport; myo-inositol transport
Cellular component (GO): apical plasma membrane
Molecular function (GO): myo-inositol:proton symporter activity
Source: RefSeq, a predicted model, not a curated record